AAGUCACCACAGUGACGGUAGCUAACGUUGGUGCCUCCGCAGACAAUGUUUUCACUACAUCUGUGGCAAAUGCAGCUUCAAUUUCAGGACAUGUGUUGUCUGGGAGAACGGCCCUCCAAAUUGGGGACAGCUUGAAUACUGAAAAAGCCACUCUCAUAGUGGUUCACACAGACGGCAGCAUUGUAGAAACCACAGGGUUGAAGGGGCCAUCAGCACCUCUCACACCAGGACCGCAAUCUCCUCCUGCCCCUUUAACAUCUGUCCAAGAAAAAACUGGAACCAAGUACAACUGGGACCCGUCUGUGUAUGAGAAUGAGCUCCCAGUGAGGUGCCGGAAUAUCAGUGGCAUUCUGUAUAAAAACAGACUCGGCUCAGGAGGUCGUGGUAGGUGCAUUAAGCAAGGGGACAACUGGUACAGCCCCACUGAAUUUGAAGCAAUGGCAGGACGAGCCAGCAGCAAAGACUGGAAAAGGAGCAUCCGCUAUGCUGGGAGGCCACUGCAGUGCCUUAUUCACGAUGGGAUUUUAAAUCCUCACGCUGCCUCUUGUACUUGUGCUGCUUGCUGUGACGACAUGACGCUGAGUGGCCCUGUACGACUCUUUGUACCAUACAAAAGGCGGAAAAAAGAAAAUGAAAUGCCUGCAACUCCAGUGAAGAAGGAUUGCCCCAAAAACAUCACUCUGCUUCCUGCCACAGCUGCUACUACAUUCACCGUGACUCCUUCUGGACAGAUCACUACCUCCGGUGCUCUGACAUUUGACCGUGCAUCGACAGUGGAAGCCACAGCAAUUAUCUCGGAAAGUCCGUCCCAGGGUGAUGUUUUCACUGGAGCCGCUGUUCAGGAUACCAACGUACAGCAGCCUUGCCGGGUCAAUCAUCCAGAACCGCACUAUCCAAGUUACCAGGACAACUGUCAGAUUUCACCUUUUCCUGAAGCUGCACUGCCAACAUCUCAUCCCAAAAUUGUAUUAACCUCACUCCCUGCCCUGGCGGUGCCCCCCACGACCCCCACCAAAGCAAUAUCCCCUUCGGUGGUGAAUGGGCUGGAAGUGACGGAGCAGCGGAGCUGGCUGUACUUGGAAGAGAUGGUCAAUUCACUGCUCAACACCGCCCAGCAGUUGAAGACUCUCAUUGAACAGGCCAAACAGGCCAGCUCCUCCUUCCGCGAGGCUGCUGUCACACAAGCCAAAAUUCAAGCCGAUGUGGAGAGGAAAGAGCAGUCCUGUGUCAACUGCGGUCGUGAGGCAACGAACGAGUGCACGGGAUGCCACAAAGUCAACUACUGCUCUACUUUCUGCCAGCGGAAGGACUGGAAGGACCACCAGCAUAUCUGCGGCCAGUCGGCCACAGUGACGGUGCAAGCCGACGAGGUGCAUGUCACUGACAGCGUAAUGGAGAAAGUCACCGUCUGAGCACACCUACCUCUUUAGCCGUUCAUGAACAACGUGGUGUGGCCGGCUGGAUCGGCAACCCGGCGUGAAUGGACUGUCCU
Phaethon lepturus (White-tailed tropicbird) is the source of this 1492-nucleotide messenger RNA. RefSeq names its product DEAF1 transcription factor (gene DEAF1). Gene Ontology annotation, biological process: regulation of transcription by RNA polymerase II. Gene Ontology annotation, cellular component: nucleus. Lineage: Eukaryota; Metazoa; Chordata; Aves; Phaethontiformes; Phaethontidae. The record is from RefSeq and is a predicted model, not a curated record. The annotation marks the transcript as partial. The transcript has 11 exons. Gene Ontology annotation, molecular function: DNA binding; DNA-binding transcription factor activity, RNA polymerase II-specific.